Molecule: messenger RNA, 3054 nt
Organism: Sordaria macrospora k-hell
Lineage: Eukaryota; Fungi; Ascomycota; Sordariomycetes; Sordariales; Sordariaceae
Source: RefSeq, a predicted model, not a curated record
AUGGCCGCUAUAACAGCUCGGCCGGCCACCAUGGAAACGGCGAACCUUCACACCCCCGGUCGUGGGCAGCUCCGACAACAACGAUCCCAGCCACAAUCCCAGUCCCAGACCUCCCCCUCGUCGUCUGUUCCGGCAUCGCCCACGCUCUCCAACCCGGACAUGAUAUUGCCCGACGACCCGUACUACGGCCACGGCAACUCCCCCGACUCCGAGAUCGAUGCCCGCAUCAGGUCCAAGUUCAGGAUGUGGAAGAGUGCUCAGGCUGCUGUCACGGCCACUUCAGACUUGCACAAGAUGUUCGCCGUCAACUCGGCGCAACUGGGAUACGACCAGCAGCAAAACGGAUACGGAUCGUCGGCUCCUUUGACACCCACCACGCCCAUAAUAUACGGAAAUGGAACCAUCCUCUCGGAUAUCGGGGAAGUUACCGAGGUGGAGAGCACUAUCGGGCGACCCUCGCCAACUCGCCGCAGAGGUCCAGCUACGCAUAGGAGGAACGACAGUAUCGAUGCCGUGCUGCGGGCAACUUCACCCGUGACGGGCCAGUCGGGAUUGGCCAAGAGGCUGAAGCCUAGUUUGACCGCCCAAAAAGAGAGGAGGAUGAGCACCGAGAGUACCAGCACGAUAACAACCAUAACUAUGGAGGACCGACCAGCCUUCCUUGCCGACAUCAACAUAGAUGAUGCGGCUAGUGUAGAUGAUAGUGUUUUCCAGGGUGACGAUGAGGAAAGCAUGGCAUCCUCGUAUGUUGAGGGGACGAUACCUCGAGAUCGGAAUCGCUUGGGAGUUGUGGAAAGUGAAAAUGGUGACAGGCUGUCGACGUACUCGACGACUGCCUUGAGCCGAAGAGCAGAGGCGAUUCUGGCCAAUGCGAAGAAGAGGUUAACCACUAUGGAGGGUAACCUGAGCCGCGCGCGGAGUUCGCUUCACUACACUGCUCCCUCCCUUUCAUCCGAUGGCACACCCUCACCUCCUCAGCGAGCAGCGUCUGCCUCUAACCGAAUCACCGGGCACCGUUCAUCUUCGGCCAACUACUCUGGUCAUACGCGAAUGACUAGCGAUAUCGCGAUGCGGAACGGGUUGCCAUAUCGGAUAUCUAUCCAAAGGUCACAUAGUGCCAUGAGUUCUCACGGAGGAAAUAACAGGCAAUCAAUAACGGCGUCGAAAAGCGCAGAGGCCAUCCGAGGAGACUGGGAAGACGACGCCCACCGUCAGACGUACAAUAUACUAACGGGGAAGGCCCUGCGACCGGAUGGAACCGCUCCAGAUGACGAGAACGAGAGCCCCAUUCAUUCCUACCAUGGGACCGCUUACGGUAGUGACCAUAGUAGCGGAAGCUCGAGGGACAUACUUUCGACCCCCGCUCCGACGAGCCAAAUGCGAGACAUCAAACAUCAGAUGAAAGAUCUUAAGGGCAAAAUAUCUAGUCUACGGGAACAGGCUCGGGUCGAUAGCAUCAAGAGACGGAGCGUACAAAGCCUUAGGACGCCUAGCCCGUUCACCCAUGCUCAAGUCGAUCAAUGGUUUACUGAGACGCCCUCGGCCAGGAACUCGGAAAUCUUCACGCCUGAUACUCUGGAACGAAACCCAUGGAACGGCGAGCAAGACUCGAGUCUUGAUGGCGAGCACCCAGGAAGCUAUGGCCAUCUGCGAGGAAAUUUGGAUAGCGAAGAGGAUUCCUACGCGGAGGAGGAGGGCGAUAUAUCGGGCAGCUUCGAGUCAGCCAUCGACCAUUUCCCUGAACCGGCCUCGGCAACUGUUAACAAGAAAAUGUUUUUGGAAGAGGAAGACAACUAUGACGCAUUUACAGAAAACGGGGACGAGGAAUUCGAGGAUGCGCAAGAGCUGGAUGACGAUCAGAUGAGCAUUGGUGGCGAAUCGCUCUAUCACGAUACUGUUCAACACCAAGUCUCUCAUGAAGACCGUGAGGAUGCAUUUGAUUACGAACAUUUCUUCUUGCACAGCGCUAUGGGAACCCUGAGCCAACAACGCAUGGCCAGGCGAGGCAGUGAAACCAGCUACACGUCAGAGGACUCGGUCGAAACCACCCGUGGGCCUGUUACCGACGAAAACACACGGAUGAACGGUGGUGGCAGUGAUAGUAGGAGCAUCAACUUCCACUCUCGAAGCAGGCGAGGAAGCGUCAACUCAAUUUCGACCAUCGAAACAUUCCGAACGGCUCAAGAAGGGCGCCCCAGGAGAUGUUACAACGAAGCCGAUGAUGCCAUCAGCGAGGAGGUGUACGAAGAGUAUCCCUACGAGGACGAAUUCAACCCCGAGCUGGAGAGUACAAGCAAACGCAAAAGCGCCUCCUUCAGCGCCGGGACCGGUAACUCGAGGACCAACAGCCGUGCCCGCGGCUCAACAAUAUCAAACAUCAAAAGCUCCAGCACCGGCACCAUCUGCAGCAACCGCGAAUCGUACCUUUCGGUCCACGAAGGAGGAAGUGGUCCAGAUACUCAGCAGAACGACAACCGCAACAGUGGACUCUUCAUACGCCGGGGUGCGAUUUCAGCUGCCGCCAGCACUCCCACCCUCGAACACCGUCCUUCUGUCUCCUCCAUCGGCUCAGCUGGGAGUGGGACAAAUCGCAGUUUCCCCUUGGUGCCGAACAAGCAGCAGAACAGGGGGAAUACCGCCAGCACCGUUGUGCCGGCUACUAAUACCGCCGUUUCGACCCCCGAAACCGUUUACUUGACGCCGGACCAGGAGCUCAGGAGUAUCUCGAGUGUGCUGUUGAGCGAGACGGCGAGUGUAUCCGACCAACAGCAACAGGAACCGGAAUCGGAGAAUCAGAAUCAGAAUCAGCGAUCGGAUUCGAGCUUGACCAGCAACAGUAUUAGUCUCAACAAUCAUCCCAACAGCAACUCGGCGGCUCUGCAGGCUCUUUUGCGCGAGGAUAAGUACCUUGUCGAGAGACUGGUGGCCAGCCUGGGCAAGUGUGUGUUGGGAUUGACGGAGAAUGGGAGGGCCAGUGUGGAGAGUCGGAUGUACAGGCGGAGGAUCGAUAUGGCGAGGAAGAUUUUGGAAGGGUUUGAGGAUGGACAGCAGUAA